Molecule: messenger RNA, 1959 nt
Organism: Impatiens glandulifera
Lineage: Eukaryota; Viridiplantae; Streptophyta; Magnoliopsida; Ericales; Balsaminaceae
Product: probable inactive receptor kinase RLK902
Exons: 1
Coding region: 1-1959 (652 amino acids)
Biological process (GO): protein phosphorylation
Molecular function (GO): protein kinase activity; ATP binding; protein binding
Source: RefSeq, a predicted model, not a curated record
AUGGCCCCCGGCUCUCUCUUGUUUCGCCUGCUCUUCUUCUUGUUGUUGUCUCUCCUCCCCGUCUACGCCGACCUCGCCGCCGAUCGGUCCGCCUUGCUCCGCCUCAGCUCCUCCAUCCUUGGACAAACCCUCCGCUGGAACCACUCUCAAUCCUCAGACCCAUGCGCAUGGGAAGGCAUUCUCUGCCACAACAACUCCACCACUCGCCGCGUCCUUGAGCUUCGCCUCCCCGGCGACGGCCUUUCUGGCCAAAUUCCCACCGGCUCUAUCGGGAAUUUGACGCACCUCCAAGUCCUCUCUCUCCGCCAAAACUCCCUCUCUGGACAGAUUCCAUCGGAUAUUGGUCUCUGCACCCAGCUGCGUCAGAUAAAUUUAAAGGGUAAUCAGUUUUCCGGCGAAAUUCCGGCGAGCUUGUUUGAUCUGACAAACUUGAUCGAUUUGGAUGUUUCUGGAAAUAAGCUCUCGGGCGAGAUCUCCGCCAGGUUCAAUAACUUAAUCCACUUAAAGACUAUAUACCUGGAGAACAAUCAGUUGAGUGGCGUAAUUCCUAAUUUGAGUACCCAACUCGCUAAUUUCAAUGUCUCUAACAACAGAUUAAACGGGACAAUUCCUUUGAGCUUGACAAGGUUUGGUUCCGAUUCAUUUCUGGGAAAUUCUCUCUGUGGUUCACCACCUCUUAAAGUUUGUAGUAGUAAUAGUAGUAGUAGUGGUACUAAGGAGAAUAAGUUAUCUGGCGGAGCAAUUGGUGGAAUAGUAAUAGGGUCGGUUUGCGGGGUGAUUUUAGUCCUGUCUGCGGUGUUCAUUGUGUGGAGAAAGGUUAGCAUCGAAAAUGAGCCUAGGGAGAGGUCGUCGGUAAAGCUGGCUCCAAUAAUAUCAGAAUUGGAGGGAAGUAGAAGUAGUUCUACUGGGAUAGAGAGAAGAGGAAAAGAAGGAGCGGUUGGGAGUGGUGAUGAUGGUUUGAUAUUCUUGAAGGAUGGGGGGUUUAAAUCAUUCAAGCUGCAAGAACUGUUGAUGGCAGCUGCACAAGUAAUGGAGAAGGGGAGAUUUGGGACAACAUACAGAGCCUAUUUAGGUGGUGGGGGUGAUGAUUAUGAUAACGAUGAUGAGAAGAAGAAGAAGAAGAAAAAUGUGGUGAUUGUGAAGAGAUUGAAAGAUGUGUGUGCUAAUGUAGGAGAAAGAGAAUUCAGGGAAAGGGUAGAAGCGAUGGGGAGAUUAGAUCAUGAGAAUUUGGUACCUCUAUUGGCGUAUUUCUAUGGAAAGGAUGAAAGGCUCCUUGUUUAUGGUGGUGGUGAUGGUGAUGACGACACUAGGGAAAGUUUAGGUGCUCUAUUACGAGAUAGAUCAGCAGCAAUAAUGACAUUGACAUGGGAAAUAAGAAGGAAAGUGAGCUUGGAGAUUGCCAAAGGCAUUGAAUAUCUCCACUCCUACUCCUCUGACCCCUACUUCUCACAUGGCAACAUUAAGUCAUCCAACGUUCUCCUCCAAACAAUAAAUAAUAACAUCAUCAAGGCCUGUCUUUCUGAAUUCGGAAUUUCGCCCUUAAUUUCCAAUGACGACAACAACAAUGGUGGCUAUUGUGCUCCGGAGGUAGUGGACUCUCAAAGAAUAACCCAAAAGGCAGAUGUGUACAGCUUUGGCGUCCUCAUUUUGGAACUUCUGACCGGUAAAGAUCCGGAGGAGGGUGGAGGACUCGAUUUGGUGAGAUGGGUUCAUGAGUCCGUUGUUGUUGUUAAAGACAAGUACUCCACAUCCACAUCAACAUCAAUUGAUCAGGUGUUUGAUCAGGAGCUGCUGCAGCCAACCCAUCAUGGUAGUAAUAACAACAGCAACAACCACCAGCAACAACAACAACAAAUGGUUCAGCUACUACAUCUUGCUAUCUCCUGCACCUCUAGGCACCCGGACAAGCGUCCAUCCAUAUUUCAAGUCAGGGAACGAAUACACCAAAUUAUUAUAUAA